Messenger RNA from Punica granatum (pomegranate), 1043 nucleotides. The record is from RefSeq and is a predicted model, not a curated record. NCBI's taxonomy places the organism in Eukaryota, Viridiplantae, Streptophyta, Magnoliopsida, Myrtales, Lythraceae.
AAAGUCUGAUGAUCAUUUUUGUAAUGGGAAAAUUACAGUGAUAGUCCUAUAUGUAUGUUUGUCAUUUUUUGACAUUGAAUUCUAAAAGUUUAACUUUGAAAAAUCAAGUCUUAAAAAGUUUGUAAAUGAGGCAACGUUGGUUCUCUCUGUUACGAACCUUGACGGAGUGACUGACUCGAAAUAAACGUCGUGAGAUCCGUGACAUCUAACCUAUUUUCGCUUACGUGCCUCCCUAUCAACCCAACCCGAUAUCAGCAUACCCAUUUAUUUAAUACCCGACCCGACAUGUUCAUGUUGUUCUUCUUGUUCCUUCCCUUCCCUUCCCUCCCCUCAUCUCUAUUGGCUACCUGCAGAUCUUCCAUCUCCGAUUUCCUUCCCAAUUGAAGGAUUAUGAUUAUGUUCUUGCUUCAAUUGAAUCAGUGUUUUGAGUAAUUCAUUUGAAUUUACUGCUCUGCAAUGAUCAAGAAUGUCUGGGCGUGGAAAGGGAGGCAAGGGGCUCGGAAAGGGAGGAGCCAAGCGUCACCGUAAGGUCCUUCGGGACAACAUCCAGGGUAUCACCAAGCCAGCCAUCCACAGGCUGGCCCGUAGGGGCGGCGUGAAGUGUAUAAGUGGUCUCAUCUACGAGGAGACUCGUGGGGUGCUGAAGAUCUUCCUCGAGAACGUCAUCAGAGAUGUCGUGACCUACACUGAGCACGCCUGCCGCAAGACCGUGACCGCCAUGGAUGUUGUCUACGCGCUCAAGAGGUAGGGCAGGACCCUCUACGACUUUGGUGGUUAGGGUUAAAAAGCACAAGUCUUGCUAUUAAGAAAGGAAAAAAAAAAAAGGGAGGUUUUUGGCUAUUCUACUAUGGGAUUGUCUUUUUCAGUGUAAAAAGUAGUUGUUUUUAUGGCUAUGGUAGGCGUUGUGUUUGUUCAUGGUGGAAUGAACGAUCUGCUGAUGAGGAUGAAGAACUUUAUUCAAAAGAUGGGGCAAAUUGACUGACAUGAGUAGCCUAACUCUAUGUUCCUGUUCUAGUUACAACUCUUGAAGCUACAUACAGAAU